CUGAAGAAGUCACCCAGCGAUGGACAACAAGGACAGCCGAAGCGUCGUGGUCCGAAGCCAGACAGCAAACCAGCCCAGACGAGAAGACAGGAAUUGAACAGACAAGCACAAAGGACACACCGCGAGCGCAAGGAACAGUAUAUCCGGGCCCUAGAGGUGGAAAUAACCCGCCUGAGAGAGGGGUAUGCCACUGAUAUCGAAGGCGCAAACGUGUCCAUCAUGCAGCAGAAACAAGCUCUAGAGGAGUUGAGAGACGAGAAUCGAAUGCUAAAGGAGAUCCUCGCAUCUCACGGAAUCAACUUUGAGGCUGAAUUGGAGAAGCGCGGCGCUCCCGUCCAGAGUACCCCGCAGGAGAGUAGCUACGGAGGGAGCGUCGCACCUUCACUCCCUCAAAUCGCCCCUGAUUUAGGUAGCAUGAACUACCUGGGUACUCCAGAGACCUCUAUCUCCGGUCGAAGCCCUGGAACCACCACGUCGGAAAUGGCACAGCUGCCGGCUACUGGGUCCAAUAACCCGUACUUUGAAUCGGCAAUUCCUGUGGCCGCUACGGGUAAUGCUCUAUCAUCUAGUGACACUGGUGGCGGAUCUGCCUUGGUCAGUAGCACCCCUGGCGUGUUUGAUGUUGAUCCGCAGCUUGGGAUAGAUUUUGUCCUUCAUCUUGAAAAGCCAUGCAACUGGCACUUGGAAUUCAUUUGCCGCAGGGCACACGAUGACGAGAACCAAGAAGCAGUCUCCGGGCACUCGCUGAUGGCAUCAUGCCCAACAUCGUCGGUCAUAGCCAACACCGAACGAGGCCAGACCUAUGAAACCAAAACCUACGACCUCCCGCCUGCAAACCUGAAUACAUUGCUCAACCUCAGCAAGCAGUUGGUAACGGACGAUGAGAUCACUCCAAUCAUGGCGCUACAGCUUCUUCGCAACCAUGACGCAUACCCUUAUCUGACCCGUGAGGACAUUGCACAUAUAAUGAGUGAUCUAGCGGCGAAAGUCCGCUGCUACGGGUUUGGCGCUGUCCUUGAAAACUUCGAGGUAAUGGACUCGCUAAACAGUGUUUUGACAAGCAAGAUGGACUAUGCGAUUGCCAGCUGUGAGGGCAGCUCGUCGUUAAUUUCUCCGCCGAUCCAAAGUGCGGACGUGUUGGACAUGUAUUCAUGA
Molecule: messenger RNA, 1155 nt
Organism: Trichophyton benhamiae CBS 112371
Lineage: Eukaryota; Fungi; Ascomycota; Eurotiomycetes; Onygenales; Arthrodermataceae
Exons: 3
Cellular component (GO): RNA polymerase II transcription regulator complex
Molecular function (GO): transcription cis-regulatory region binding; DNA-binding transcription activator activity, RNA polymerase II-specific
Source: RefSeq, a predicted model, not a curated record